Messenger RNA from Gryllus bimaculatus (two-spotted cricket), 4013 nucleotides. Lineage: Eukaryota; Metazoa; Arthropoda; Insecta; Orthoptera; Gryllidae. The record is from the annotation of a GenBank genome assembly.
UAUUUCAAGAAAGUUGCCGAGUAUGGACUGUCGCCCAAAACCGACUGCAACCAUACUUCUAUUGCUAAAAGAAUACGGAUUAUACAAGUUGGCUCUAAUGUUUUGCAGUAUUGCCAUGCUCAUAAUCCAAAGAAUCUAACUCUUGAAUUGAAGACGGGAAUCAUCAUUCAUAAGAAGCCUGCGGCCACAUACGACACCAUGAUAGGGGUACUUACGUCGGGGGAUGCAGAAUUCAGCGUAACAUUGUUGUAUUUCACUACUGAAAGAAAUAUCGGGUUGGAUAGCACUGCAGUUGUGAGCAAAGGUAUAUGGUAUGUGGUACAAGGGUUUCGCAUGGUGCACGGAAGAUACAUCAAGAUUUCCUCUGCUGGUAGACUAACGUACGCUUUUAUAGAUGUGAUACAAAUGGUGUUGGCUAAUUGCUGCACGCGUGUUGUACUAACAAACGCGCAACGAAUAGCGCUAACCGCCGUUUUGUUGUUCGUUGUCGUGGUGAGCCAUGCGUAUUCUGGUCAGCUUCUUGGACUUCUCGCCAACCCACCCCGAACGAAAGACCCCCAAACUUUGCAAGAAGCAGCUCCUAAAGUCGAAAGUGUGUACAUAAUAGAAAACUUGAAAGCAGAUGUUUUGAAUGCGAAUGAAGAUGGUUCAUUAACCGAACUGAUAAGUAAAAUGAAACCACGAAAUUUUGGUUUCGACGUGAAUGUUCUUCAACGGAUCGCGACGCAAGGCAAAGAAAACAAGACAGGCAUUAUCAUUCAUAAGAAGAAAGCUCGCACAUACGAUGUUUUGUCUACAGCACUUGUGAAGGGUGAAACUGACUUCUCAGCGACCUUCUUGUAUUACACUAUUGAAAGGAUGAUUACCCUUGAUGCAACUGCGGCUGUGGUUGUCGGUGAAUAUUGCUUGGUGAUGAAACGUGCCCCAUUUUUGCCAUUUGGAAUGGUUCUUCUUUCACCGUAUGAAACUUCCACAUGGGCGACGUUGUUGCUAUCCUUGGGUGUUUUGACAUUGUUUUGGUGUGAGGUACAAGAUUAUCGCUUAGUGCGCGACAGAUAUAUCAAGACUUCAUCGGAUGACAGAAUAGUGCACGCUAUCUUAGAUGUAGUACAAAUUAUGCUCACUAAUUCCAGUUCGCGCGUUGUGCAAACGAACGCGCAACGUGUCAUGUUGUCAGCCGGUCUCUUGGUCGUUCUUGUGUUAAGUAAUGCGUACUCCGGACAACUCUUGGGACUUCUCGCAAACCCACCUCGAAUGAAGGAUCCCCAAACUUUGCAGGAAGCUGCUCGUAUAGUGGACACAGUAUACAUAGCAAGAAACUUGAAAGCAGCUCUCAGAAGUGCGAAUGAAAACGGUUCAUUAACAGAACUGAUACAAAAAACUAAACCAAGAAAGUCAAGUUUACAUAGUGUACUUCAGAGAAUGGUGAAGGAAGGAAAAGAAAGCGUAAUUACGAGUUCGAGACACUUUUUUUACUUUGCCUACUACAAAGAAUUGAUGGACAAAGGAGGUCGAACUCUGCACAGCGUACCAGAUUGCUUCUUCACCCCUGGUCAUCACAGUUUCUUGAUUCGUAAAAAUUCCACUUUCUUCGAGGUAUUAAACAAGGUGGCAUUGAUGAGUACUGAAGGAGGUCUCUUCGACCAAUGGACGCGAUCGCAACGCCAUCGUAUGGACGCCAACGGCGUCACUGUUCCUGAAAGCUUCUCCCUUGAUGAGCUCCAUGCACUGACUUUAGAACAACUAAGUGGCUCAUUCACCGUGUUGAGUAUCGGUUGGGGCAUAGCUACAUGGUGGAACGUUGUCAAUGUUAAAUAUCCUCUAAAAAGUAGGAAUCGCAGAGAUGAAUUCUGUGAUCCUAUACACUCUGUGGAUGAUAAGAAAAUUCAAUUUCUUAUAGAAUUUAGUGAAUGUUUGAAAUCCUUGCUACAGUUGCCAACUCCAGGGAAAUUUACUAAUGAAACAAGCACAGCUCUUCUUCCCAUUCCAGUAGCUAUACUUGAAAUUUCUAAAUUUCUUCUUACAGAGUGCUCAAAUUGGUUUCCCGCGGUAUCAUUUCUCGUGCCCAAAAGUAAACUAUUUGAAGCAGUCUCGAACAAAAAGGCGAGUUUUCAAGAGCGUGACUUGCUUUAUUCAUGCCGCGAACCUGAGGGUUAGGUUGGCACCUUGAAAGAGAAUUCCAUAAAAGGAAUGUUAGCAGCCCUGCUCAGAACUUGACAAACAACGAACGAUUCUGCCCACCUUCAGCUGUGCCCCCGGUGUUCACGUCAUUUGUAUGUUUAUACGUUUUCUGAGCGUAUCGUGUAGAACAGCUAUGUCGGCAUGCCAGAAACCGAAAGUGGUGUUCGUGCUAGGCAGCCCCGGUGCGGGCAAAGGCACGCAGUGCAAGAACAUUGUGGACGAAUUUGGUUACGUGCAUCUUUCCGCGGGCGAUUUGCUACGCGAAGAGCGUAAUAAACCGGGUUCGCAAUAUGGAGAACUGAUUGAAUCCCACAUACGCAAUGGAUCCAUAGUGCCCGUGGCCAUUACUUGCAGUCUCAUCGAGAAGGCCAUGAAUGACUCGCCCUCGAAGAAAUUCCUAAUCGACGGCUUCCCGCGCAACAAAGAAAAUUUGUCAGGGUGGGCGGAGAGCAUGGCAGACAAGGUGGACCUGCAGGCUGUGCUGUUCCUGGACUGCCCGGAGGAGGUCAGCACAAAGCGCUGCCUGGACCGCGGCGCGCAAGGCAGCGGUCGGUCGGACGACAACCCCGAGAGCCUGAAAAAGCGCUUCCACACUUACAUGAACGACACGAUGCCCAUCAUCGAGCACUACGAGAAGCAGAGCGUGGUACGGAAAGUCGACGCGGAGCGUUCGCCCGCGCAGGUAUUCGAAGACAUCAAGGGUAUUUUCAAUGCCCUUCAGUAGUCGCGGCGGCUCGCGCAGGACGCGAGAGUUGUCAUACCGGUAGCACUGUGUCGUCUGUAGUGUGCGCGCUUUACGCCUGAACUCGAUUAUCCGUGAACGCACCGCCGUCGCCUUGUUUUAUUUGACGUUUCUGUAGCUUGUGAUGCGAAACCGCAAAUGCAAAUCUAAUUUAUUUUCCAGGUGUUUGCUUAAUUUAUCUGCCUUUGAAGGGUCAUUCUAAUGUAGGGUUUUUUUAUUUUUUUGGAAUAUUUUACGGAAUACUUUAUACAUAUUGUUUGUAUGUAACCUAUUGAACACUUUUAAGCUUCUUGGCAAGUGGCAUAGUUUAGGUGACCUAACUUAUGCACUGACAGAUCAUUCAUCAGAAACAGGACGUCAAAGUCUUAUGCAUUAGAAAAUGUAGAAAGUUAGACGAUUGUGUUUGUUAAAACAGAAAUGCAAUAUGUAACGAAAAUUAAGUCUUAUUGUUAAUAAUGACCGAUUUACUGCUGAUUGUGAAAAAUCAUUUUCUAAGAAAAAUGUUAAUACGUUGAUGAUAGUAAUGUGAAAUGUUCCUCUUAGAUGUUAGUGGAUCUUGUUUAUGUAGUUCAUUCUGUUACUUUUACCCUUCCAAUAACAUAAGCUAUAAUUCACCUAUUGUUUUUGCACAGAUAUGUUAAUUUUUAAACAGGUUAUUUUUGUAUGUAGUGAAGUAACUCAUCUUUGGUACUGUGUGUUUCAAUGCUAUACAUAAUUUUUAUUUAUUGCAUUCUGUGAAAACAUCAGAUAAUUUACUGUGAUUUCACUGGAUUUUAUAUCUGCUCCUUGUUGAGCUUUCCUGAGUCAUCUGCAUUUGAUAUCUUUGUUUUUAAGGAGUACGAGGGAACAUUGCCAAAUAAAAGUAUAGUUAUUAUUUUUCAAAAGUAUUCUCUUGUUUUUGUUUCAAUAACCUAUACCAUUUCAUACUUUAUCCUCAAUAACAGAAACAUAACAAAUUAAAUUUGCUCAUUGUAUGACUAACCUAAAUAAAAUGUAUAAUUUAUUUUUAAUAUUGAAUGUCAAAGCCAUUGUUUCCGUUCAAGGAAAAAAACAAUAAUAUUGCAAAAAAAAUUAGAAAUUUAAGUAUUGC